Molecule: messenger RNA, 5009 nt
Organism: Mercenaria mercenaria
Lineage: Eukaryota; Metazoa; Mollusca; Bivalvia; Venerida; Veneridae
Product: vesicle transport protein USE1-like
Exons: 6
Coding region: 30-776 (248 amino acids)
Biological process (GO): retrograde vesicle-mediated transport, Golgi to endoplasmic reticulum
Cellular component (GO): SNARE complex; endoplasmic reticulum
Molecular function (GO): SNAP receptor activity
Source: RefSeq, a predicted model, not a curated record
AAUCGUUUUAUGAAGUUGAUGAAGCCAGCAUGUCAACAAAGUUAGAAAUAAAUUUUAAUCGGCUUUUAAACCGAUGUGAAACGAUAGCAAGCAGUCGAGAAACAUGGGACUGGAGGCUGGAAAAGUAUGUUGAGGCCCUUCAGGAACAGCUUGGUGAUUUGAAACGCUCCACAAGCAAACCAGCACAAGAAGUGAUUAUAGAAUACACAAGAAGGGUAGACUUCCUUAAAGGUCUGCUCGAAGCAGAACAGAAGCAAACAACAAGUGAGAAAGCCAUUGCCACAGAGAGACUGGCCCCAGUGAUCCUUACACAGAAGAGUACUGGUGUAGCACCGAAGGAAGUACAUCUCCAAGCUAAAUCAAGAUUGCAGAAAGAUUUACGAUCAGAACUGCUGGGUGGAGACACAAACAGCAACAAUAUAGACUCAACUAACAAUGGUGUUAGACAAAGACGUACACAAGAAGAAGGCGAUAUAGAUGCUGUGUUAAAGCAUCAACGUAAAGUACAGGAGAGGUUAGCGGAAGAAUUGCUCAGCCAUACUCUCAACUUGAAGGAGUUUGCAGUUGCUUCAAGUUCUAUUGUGAAAAAGGACAUAGAGAAAAUCUCUGACACAACAAAGUUAGCAGACAAAAAUUACACCAAUCUACACAAGGAGAGUCAGCGACUGGAAGCAAAGACAAAGUCAUGUAGUUGGUGGAUAUGGAUUAUGCUUGUACUAGUGACCUUGACCUUUCUCUGGAUGGUUGUCUUGAUGAGAAUGUUUCCAAAAUCAUGAUGUGAUCUGUACUGUGGUCUGUUGAUGACAUAGUGAUAAUAAUAUAUUUAUUGAGGGUGGAGGAGUGAAUUUAGCUAUAUGGCAAUUUUUCAUCAUAAAAUGGAGUAUUGCUUCCAGCUUGUUAUAGUACAGUGCAGAAAGGAUAAUGUUUCCAAGAUCAUGAUGCAGACUACACUGUGUUAUACCAGUGACAUUGUGAGAAUUGUUAUUUAUUUGAGGUGAAGGAGAGAAUUUUCGUUAAUGGUAUAAAAUUGAUAGUGCUGUUCCCAGCUAAGUUCAGACAUGGAAAUGAAAUAAUCAGCUAAAAGGCUUUAUUGUUUUACAAAAAAUCAAGAAAUAUGUUUUCUAUUUGGUUUAUAAAACUAAAAUUGAGAACCAGUCUCAAAACUCAGGCAUCUGAUUGGUGGUUUUUAGCUCGACUAUUCGAAGAAUAGUCUAGCUAUUCUACUCACCCUGGCGUCGGCGUCGGCGUCGGCGUCACACCUUGGUUAAGUUUUUGCAUGCAAGUACAUACAGCUAUCAUUUAAAGGCAUAUAGCUUUGAAACUUAUUUAUUCUUUUUCUAGGUCAAUUACCAACCUCACUGGGUCAAGUUCCAUAACUCUAACAUGUAUUUUGAGCAAAUUAUGCCCCCUUUUGGACUUAGAAAAUUCUGGUUAAAGUUUUACAUGCAAGUUACUAUCUCCAAAACUAAUGCAGAUAUUGAAUUGAAACUUCACAUGUGUCUUCGGGGUUAUAAAACUAGUUGAUAGCACCAAGUCCCAUAACUCUGACCUUCAUUUUGGCCAAAUUAUGCCCCCUUUUGGACUUAGAAAAUUCUGGUUAAAGUUUUGCGUGCAAGUACAUACAGCUAUUACUAAAAGGCAUAUAGAUUUGAAACUUAUUUUUUCUUUUUCUAGAUCAAUUACCUACCUCACUGGGUCAAGUCCCAUAACUCUGGCAUGUAUUUUGGCCAAAUUAUGCCCCCUUUUGGACUUAGAAAAUUCUGGUUAAAGUUUUGCGUGCAAGUACAUACAGCUAUUACUAAAAGGCAUAUAGAUUUGAAACUUAUUUUUUCUUUUUCUAGAUCAAUUACCUACCUCACUGGGUCAAGUCCCAUAACUCUGGCAUGUAUUUUGGCCAAAUUAUGCCCCCUUUUGGACUUAGAAAAUUCUGGUUAAAGUUUUGCGUGCAAGUACAUACAGCUAUUACUAAAAGGCAUAUAGAUUUGGAACUUAUUUAUUCUUUUUCUAGAUCAAUUACCUACCUCACUGGGUCAAGUUCCAUAACUCUUAACAUGUAUUUUGAGCAAAUUAUGCCCCCUUUUGGACUUAGAAAAUUCUGGUUAAAGUUUUACAUGCAAGUUACUGUCCCCAAAACUAAUGCAGAUAUUGAAUUGAAACUUAACAUGUUUCUUCGGGGUUAUAAAACUAGUUGAUAGCAUCAAGUCCCAAAACUCUGAUAUGUCCCCUUUUGAACUUAAAACUCUUUUGAUAUUUAACAUUUUGGGUAAUAAUUUCCAGCUUCUGUGACAAUAUUUCGAAUAGUCGAGCUUGGCUGUCUUAUGGACAGCUCUUGUUGAAUGCAAAUAUUAGAUUGACUAAUGACAAGGCUUCAUUCUUACACUGGUCUCCAAUCCCAGUUUUUAUGCCCCUGGGCAUAUAGCAUGACGAUCCGUCAGUUUGUCCAUCCAUUUGUACAAGAUUUUACUCUUCCACCUACAGCCCACAUUAAUGACCUGAUUUACUUCAUACUGACUCACACCCAUCAAUCUUGUGGCAAGACCUACAAACUGACCUAUAUAUAAACAUUCUCAUCCAUCAGAUGUUCGUCAAAUUCCCGAGACAAACCUCUGAUUUAUUUCUGUCGUUUAUUUGGUGAGCAUGCGCACUCGUAAUUACUACCGGGAGAAGUUUCAGCCAAUCAAUGUUCGCCACUAUUUGGCACGCCAAAUUGAAAUUUCAAACAAUAUGUAAGCAAGGUAGUUGCUAACGAUGGAUAAAGGCGAUAUUCCAUGAUUGCGAUUAAUAAAGAUUUAUUUCUGUUAUUCGAUGUUGAGAAAUUUACCUGAAGAAAUAAUAAUAUUCCUCGUAAGUCGGCAUCGAUAUGAAAGGACGCGGUCACGCUUUUCACGGACGAUUUUGAUUGGUUCGCUACAUUUUGUCGCGAAACGACGCUGAUUGGCUGAAACGUUUUACCUGUAAUGUAACCAAAACACAAAUAUUGGCGAAAUGUGCCAGAGGUUCAUCCGGGGAACCACGGUAGACCUCUGGUAUGCGAGAAUGAUAUAUAAAUGAUAUUGAACCUCAUAAUUAUGACCUUCACCUCCAAACCUAAAACCUUAAUAAACAACAUUGCUAAUCCUACAGCCCACAUAAAUGACCCAGUUUAGUUCAUACUCAACAAACAUUGUGGCAAGACCUACAAACUGACCUAUAAAUAGAUAACCUUGACCUUCACUUUUAAACUGGGCAUAUAGUGAUUGAAUUUCAUACUCGCACUCAACAAACCUCAAAUGAACCUCUACGUGAAUGACCUUGACCCUCAUAUGACCAACUUUAAAUUAUAAUAAACAACAUUUUUGGUCCUACAGCCCAGAUAAAUGACCUAAUUUAGUUCAUACUUACUCAAUAAACAUUGUGGCCAGACCUACAAACUGACCUAUAUGUAGAUUACUUUGAUUUUUCAUGCUAUCUACACCUUUAAACUUAAAACCUAAAAGGACAUCUGGAAGCACCCAUGGAUGUGAUUUUGAGUUUGUAAAAUGCAGCUCCCUUGUUCUAACCUUUUGUUUAGUCUGGACACAAUUUAGGAAUUAACCAAUGGAAAGCUUGUAUUUGGAGACAGGUUAUCAACCACAGUUGACAAGAUUUUAGCCACAUUACCUUUUAACAGACACAAAUGCUUAAGGAAAGUUGAUCUUUCCUGCGGUUUAUGCUCUUUGUUUGCAAUAGCUUGAGGCCUUGUUAACCAUGAUUUGUAGUGAAAGUAGGUAAAAUGUUGUGCCUUUUGAAAAAAGAUUAUAGUUUCUUGGUUGUUAUACAGUAACAUGUGCUUAUGUUCAUAAAUGUGAAUAUCUAGUCAGCCUACCUCAGACUUUUGGUCCUGGUAUACUAUACUGUCUUAUCAUUUGAAUGUUUCUUUUUAAAUACAUGUAAAUUUUUUGCUGCAUUAAUAUGAUUAGCUAACUAUUAAAGUUUUUCUGUAUACAGUACUUUUAGGGUCACCAAUGGACGAUUCAUGUGAAUUGUUUUUAGCUCGACUAUUCGAAGAAUAGUCUAGCUAUUCUACUCACCCUGGCGUCGGCGUCGGCGUCACACCUUGGUUAAGUUUUUGCUUGCAAGUACAUACAGCCAUCAAUGAAAGGCAUAUAGCUUUGAAACUUAUUUCUUCUUUUUCUAGGUCAAUUACCAACCUCUCUGGGUCAAGUCCCAUAACUCUGACAUGUAUUUUGAGCAAAUUAUGCCCCCUUUUGGACUUAGAAAAUUUUGGUUAAAGUUUUACAUGCAAGUUACUAUCUCCAAAACUAAUGCAGAUAUUGAUUUGAAACUUCACAUGUGUCUUCGGGGUUAUAAAACUAGUUGAUAGCAGCAAGUCCCAUAACUCUGACUUUCAUUUUGGCCAAAUUAUGCCCCCUUUUGGACUUAGAAAAUUCUGGUUAAAGUUUUGCGUGCAAGUACAUACAACUAUUUCUAAAUUGCAUAUAGAUUUGAAACUUAUUUUUUCUUUUUCUAGAUCAAUUACCAACCUCACUGGGUCAAGACCCAUAACUCUGACAUGUAUUUUGAGCAAAUUAUGCCCCCUUUUAGACUUAGAAAAUUUUGGUUAAAGUUUUACAUGCAAGUUACUGUCUCCAAAACUAAUGCAGAUAUUGAUUUGAAACUUCACAUUUAUCUUCGGGGUUAUAAAACUAGUUGAUAGCAGCAAGUUCCAUGCAGGCUGAUCUUGGUCUGCACUGUUCGCUGUUCAGUUAGUAAAUUUUCAGUGAACACCCCUUCAAAUAAUAAAUGGUAUUGCCCAAAUUAAAUGAUGGACCAGUCCAUCUUAGAAAUUUAGCAGGGUAAAGAUUAAUUAAAGAUAGGAUUAAGAUUGAUCACAUGUAAUCAAGAGGUUUAAUAAGAAAUCUAGGUUAACAUAGAGAGAAAUCUUCACAUCAUUAUUCAAAAUGUUUCAUAUGCUGUUAAUGUUUUAUGAUCAACUGAUUGUAUUUUGUUACCUGCUAAAAGAAAAAUUAAUUAAAAAAGUUUUACCAUAA